CAACAACACCAAAAAAGGGAAACAUGAAACAAAAGGGCCUCCUAAUCCUCUCCAUGCCUAACAAUCUACUUUAAUUUUCAUUAGCAACCAAGCCAAUUUCGUACUGAACAGCCUCCAAACAUCUAUCGUUAUUGCCAAACAAAGUCCCAAUUGAUGCAGGCGCAAGUAGCAGCAAUUCUAUCAUAUGACCAAUCAGCUCCUAUUGAAAGUGAAACGCGCAAUGUCCCUGUGGAGAUCAUAUCUGCAGGAGAGAAUGCUUCUCCGCAGGAGAGAAAAUUAACACAACGCACAAAGUAACUCUGUUGUAUUUCCAUGUCGGAGUGACGAGUGACCAUGUUCAUUUGAUUGUAUGGUACCCACACAGUCUGCAUGCAACAAUGGCGCUUUAGUAUCUUCUUCUGCCAUGCAUGUAACCCCAAACAAAUAUGCAGAUUUUGAGAGUAAUCACAUGCUGCCAGCCACCAUAUCAUUUUGUUGUAUCAUUCCUCAAAUUGAGCCUAAUGUCGUCGUUGACAAUCACAACUUUAUAUAUGCAUUAAAGAUUGAUUCAUAACUUUAUAUAUGCAUUAAAAAUUGCAGCUGCUUUGAAACACACAUUCAGUCGUCGAUGAGAGUACAUCUCCAGUACAAGCUGUUGGGUUUUUCAGUGGUGUGAACGGAAAUGAAAGAGGAAAGUUCCAAAAGAGUCUCUUGAAGUACCAUGUUGGUAAGAUGUGGGAAGUCAUGACCUUGAAUUCGAUCGAUUUGAUUUAAUAUGUGGUUAAUUGGUUAAAUUGGUUUGUGUAACCAAAUGAACCAAACCGAGUUGAACCAAUUCAAACCGAACCGAUAUGGCGGUUGGAAUAACCAAACCGGUCCAACUUCCAUGAGGCCGAACCAAUGCAAUGGUUGAAAUAUUUUAAACGAACCAAUGCAAUGGUUUGGGGUGUAACCACCCAUACGAAGAGUUGCAUCCCUUCGUAAGCACCCCUUCAUUUUCUUUAAAUAGCACCUAACCCCCUCUGGUUUUUACAUGGAUAUUUUCGGUACCAAAACUCUGCUAAAAUCGAAAACUAGUUUUAUGCAUUCUUUUCAAAGAGAAAAUCGAGUCAAGUGUGAUUUUUGCCGGUUCGCUACGUUCGAUGGGUUCCGGGGUUUGAGAUACCGCUACGCCGGAAAAUGUACGUCCUUUCUAUCCUGGGAGGAAUCAUUCCAUAACCUUGGGUACUAGAGGGGAAUAAAAUUUUUUAAGGAGAGCUAGUGAAUUCUAUCGGUUAGGGCGCUUGCAUGAGUCUUUGCAUGUUUUCUUAAUCUUAUGUGUUUGCUUGUGUUGCAAGAAAAAUAAUAUACUUGAACAAUUUUCCCAACACAAGCUGUUUUAGUCAAAAGUCAAAACUACUCUUGCCUUCUCUUAUUUUAUUGAGCACUUAACUAAUAAUUUUUUUAACCUUACCUAUAUACAUAAACUAACAGUUUGAUCCUUCAAGUGGUUCCAUUUUUCGGAUAUAUAGUUAAGAUUUGAUCCUUCAGAAUCUAGGUUAGAAGUAGUAUAUAGUUAGUUUCAGAUCCAAGAGCUCUGCUAAUUUAAUGAUUUAUUUAUCUCCGUCCUUAGUGGCACUUCCAUGUGCAUGUUGACAAUUGACAUUGUGCAUUUUUUUUGGUAUUGACUAUUUGAGUCGUGGAGGAAGGAAUCAAAUGCACACAUUUUCAUAGAGUAAAAGUUCUUUUAGCUAUGUUGUUCGACAUUUAAGUCCGUAGGAAGACACGGUUGGAGACUUGGAGGUCCGUAAGAUAAAAGAACAAUAGUGGAUCCAAUCGAGGGUUGGAUUAACGUAAACAUUUAACAUUAAUGGGUUUGUACGCCAGUCGCUUAUAGGAUGGCAAUGUGUAGGUUGGGUCGGAUUUUGCCAAAAUCAAACUCAAAUUUAAACCCAAAUUUAUGGGUUUAUUCGUGAAAAAAAAUCCGGGGUAAAAUCCAUUGGGUUUGAAAAACUCAAAUCCAACCCAACUCGCUGGGUAUCCGCGGGUUCAUGGGUACCCAUGAGUUUUAGUCGCAAAAAAAUUACAAUAACAAGUUCCCAUCAAAAUAAAAGUCAAAUAUCAAUAUCUUAAUACAAAUUAUCCAUAUAUAAAACACCAUUCUAGAAAAUUCAAGUAAAUCACAAAUUAAUCAUACAAAUUGUUCAACACCAAUCUAUAAAACUCAUUAAAAUUGAAGCAAAUCACAAAUUAUCCAUAAACGACAUGAUUAAUUGAAAACUUCUUCCUCCUUGUCAAUUAAGCUUCUUCACUCGAUAAUAUCAACUUCAUUCGACACAAUUAGAAAGAAAAAAUUAGACAUGUCUCCACAAACAUAGAGAAUAUUAGUAGUUUAGAAUAUUAAAUAUACUGGGAAAAUUAAUUAUAUGGGUGUGGGCGGGUACCCGUGGGACGAGUUUACCUAACCCAAACCCAACUCGGUGAAUAGUGAACGGGUUUAAACCCAAAACCCGUCAACAUGAUUUUUACCCGCGUUGACUGGGUUGGGUUGGGUCGGGUACCCGUGAGUUCGGGUUUUGUUGCCAUCCCUACUCGCUUAUAAGGUUUUCUAGUGUCCAAUCAAUGUUCACUGUUUUGAAGUUUGAAUUGAAGUUUUUUUUAACAGAGUUUGAAUUGAAGUGGUGGCAACGAAUUGGGUGAGUUGGGUGGGUUUUGAUUUUAAUUAAAAUGAUCUGCCUGUUUACUAGCGAGUUGGUAUAAUUGUGAUCUACAAUUCACUCACACUCUACUUGGGUGGUGGCAGAUUGGUGCAGUCAAGUUGUAGGUUAAUCCGCAAAUGCAAUUUUUCAAAUAGAAAUUAGGCAAAUUGACUAACAUUUAUAAUAAAUUUCUCACAAAUUAGGAAGACUGUAUCAAUUUAUACACUUAUUGUCAAUUUGUCUCGUAUGUGGAUGUCUGGUACUUGUAUAAAUAUUUGAUUACUUCAUCAACCAAUUAUGUAGAGAAAGUUUAUGUUUUUUUUUUUUUUUGCAACUUAGAUACAAUUAUAGCAGUGUCUGUAAACCCGUACGGUACUGGCAGUCUGUCUAAGGAAAACCUCCUACCGGAGGUUAAACUGAUGGGCGCUUUUUAGCGGUGUGAAACGGUUGAACUACAACUUCAACAUAAAAUAUCAUACUGCUGACUUUUCUGGUACACCCUUCUGCACGAUUUUACAAACACUGAUUAAUCGUUCGUAAUUUGUAUCUCAAUGUGUAAUGGACAUUACACAACAUAGUGGCCAAUAGUAGUAGCCCAUGUCAUGAACCAGUUGCUCCCAAUAACUCGAGUUGUUGGGAGAAGGUUAUGCUGGAUCUUAUACAGGUCCGUGUAUGGUGCUUAACCACUUCCUUACACGCCCCCUCAAACGAAAGCCGACUCAUGGGCUUGAAGUUUGCACAGGCCCAGCCCUACCAUGUGCUUGAAAGACAACGGUUAAUAUUGGGGGUUGUGAGGACUUGAACACGUGACCUCAAGGACAAACAAGCUCUGAUAUCAUGUCAUGAACCAGUUGCUCCCAAUAACUCGAGUUGUUGGGAGAAGGUUAUGUUAGAUCUUAUACAGGUCCUUGUAUGGUGCUUAACCACUUCCUUACAGCCCAAAAGUAUUCUUCAUUGUUCACUUUUAGAAGUCGAUGCGUAGUGUGUAGGGCCGGUUAAAAAAUACGAUGACUAUUCGUUAGCAUAUAUAUAUAUAUAUAUAUAUAUAUAUAUAUAUAUAAGAAACAACUAUUUUCCAUGCAAAGAUGGGGUGAGAGUCAUUCGAGUGACCGCAACCCAACUAUCAUUCACCUCAUAAAUGUGGAUAGAAAAUUUAUCGAUUCACAAUCCAACCCACAUAAAUCACUCAUCCUCUGCGAUCUUGAUUAUUUGUGGGUAGUUCGACAUCAAAUCGCGAAUUACUCACCAACAAUGUGAGUAUGUCACCCUAGCGACGAGACAAGUAAAACAGAAUAAAAUGCAUUAUAAUAAAGGAGCGGAUAGGGUAAAAAACCUAGCCUGCAAAAAUAGUGAUGCAAUGAUAUGACCGGGGAUUUUGAAGGUCGGAGAUUCUGGUUGUAAUACAAUGAUACGAUCGGAAUUUUGUAGGAUUUUGCAGGUCAAAAUUUUGAACCAAACUUGUAAAAAAAAAAAAAAAUUGAACCAAAACCCAAGCCAUAUAAUAAUUUGCCAUCCCACUCAAUUGUAGAAAAUUUUGACUAGAUAAUGAAAUCUUUUUUAUAGUUAGAUAAUGAAAUCUUGGAUCGUAUCAAAUAUCGAAGAUUUGGUUGGUUCCUCGUUAAUGAUCCAUUCAUUCGAUUGAUGAUCAAAACUUAUGGCGGUCCCCGACAAAUAAUCAAAGCCGUAUAAUGGAUGCCCACUAGCCCAUUUGGCAGCUCCAUGUUGCUUGCCGUUUGUCUUAUCAGCUAGAUACCUCUCAAAUAAAGAAAGAAAAGAGCCCUACACCGCCGCCGGCGCUGUCUUCUUCCCGACAUACAGCCUGGUUCUCCCCUCUCGUCUGCCCAUGUCCAGAAUCAAUGGCGGAUGCAUGACAAUAUUUCCUUUGCACAUGUCAUUUGCAAGUUGCAAGGGGAGCAAUCUGACAAAAUUCAUUUUCUUCAUUUUUAAAAUUUUUGCUAGUUAUUAAAUGGACGCGUUCCAUACUGCUAGUUAUUAAAUCUGCCGAAAUCCAUUUUUUUAAUGAAGCUCUCCAGAGUGCUGAGCAUUAUUAGAGUUCUUUCUUGAAACCCAGUGGGCAGAUUGGAAGAUGGGUCUCUGUGAUCCAUUCUCUUUGGUUGUGGGUGUUGUUUUGAUUCUGCAGCUGGCGAUUGCUGUUUCCGGGUACGGAUCUUCCGGCCCGGUUGCAGCUGCGUUCGGCGGCGACGGGAUCUUCUGCGCCAUUGAUGCUGGAGGGAAGCAGGAGGUGUUGUGUUGGGAUAAGUAUGAUAACUUCACAGCUUCAUCGUCAACUGCUCACUUCGCUCCCUUGCCUCCCAUGGCCUCGCUCUCCGGAGGCGAGGAGUUUCUCUGCGGCAUUACGUCGAACACUUCGCAGCCGUUCUGCUUCAAGAUGUCGGAUCCAGGUACUAAUCUUGUCCCGGAAAGUUACCAGUACAGCACAUAUUCCCAGAUCGCCGCAGGGAAGGAUCAUGCUUGUGCGAUCAGAGGGACUUACUACUCCACUGGGAUGGAGGAAUACGGUCGAAUUGAUUGUUGGGUUCUCGAUCAUACAUUCUCCACUUCCUAUGUGAAUCUCCUAAAUUUCAAGAACAUAGUCGCUGGUGAUGGCUUUAGUUGCGGGGUAGUCAAACAAAAUGGGGUGAUUUGUUGGGGACCCAGAUCAGGAAAAUUGCGGAUUCCAACCAGUUCAGGUGAUUAUGAGAUUCUGGCCUCAGGAAGAAGCUCUGUAUGUGGGAUAUCGAGCUCUUCCAGAGAAGUUCAGUGCUGGGGUUCUUCUGAUGGCAGCCAAUUCAGCUCCCUGCCGAGGAAAGGAACUAGAUUCGUGGGCUUAACAGCCGGUGCGGAUUACUUCUGUGGAGUCCGCGAGGACAAUCAUGAAGUCGAAUGUUGGGGGGAAAAUGUCGAUCCAAGUUCUGUUCCAAUCGGUUAUGGGUUAAUAGCAAUUGCUUCUUCAGAUCACACCGCCUGUGGGAUACGAGAAGCCGAUCUGGUACUCGACUGCUGGAGCGUUGCGAACGGACAGUCUCCUUCGGAUUACAGGCCGCCUCUGCAGCUGUGCAGCCCCGGGACUUGCUCCCUGGCUGCAUCAUCGUGCCCCGACGGUAUGUUUUCCUUCAAUGCAAGCAUCCUCAACGAGCCAGAGUUGACCAGCAUCUGUGCAAGAAAGGACCUCAAGAUCUGUCUGCCUUGUGGCACAAGCUGUUCACAUGGCUAUUUCCCUUCCAGCCUGUGUACAGAGAAUGCUGACAGGUUAUGCACUGCUUGCUCGCUCUGCCAGAACAGCUCUUGUUGGGACAUCUGCGGCCAACCAUCUUCACCAGAAGUGACUUCACAGCAGGAGCGGAAACAGAUCAAGAAACUUGUUAUCAUCAUUGCCAUCCCACUGCUUGCUUGCUUGUUACUCCUCGCUUCUUGUUGUCUCAUUUUCCAGCUCAGAAGAGGUACUAAGGAUGGAAAGAAGAAGAGAAACUGCUGCUACAUGUUCUGCUUAAGUAAACCAGUGGUGGUGCAGGCGAAUCCAGAAUUAGAUCCGCUGUCUGUUGUUCUUUCAACAGGCUCGUACGUCGGAGAGGCUCAAGUGUUCCGGCUUUCGGAGCUCAAAGAUGCUACCCACGGGUUCAAGGAGUUCAACGAGCUAGGCAGGGGAAGCUUUGGGUUCGUCUACAAGGCCGUGUUGUCGGAUGGAAGACACGUCGUGGUGAAGAGAGCCAACGCCGCCACCAUAAUCCACACCAACAACCGAGAAUUCGAAUCGGAGCUCGAGAUCCUGUGCAGGUUGAGACACAGCAACAUAGUGAACCUGUUGGGUUACUGCGCUGAGAUGGGGGAGAGGCUGCUGGUCUACGAGUACAUCCCACACGGGACGCUCCACGACCAUCUCCAUGGGGAGCUCUCUCCGCUUGAUUGGAGCUCGAGGCUCCGAAUCGCUCUGCAGAUGUCGCGUGCCCUCGACUACAUGCACAAAGGCAGCUGCGACGACAACGAAGAUGACAACACCAAAAUGCCGACUGCAAUCAGCAUAGUUCAUGGCAACUUGACGACGUCGAAGGUGCUCCUGGAUUCGGAGUGGGGGGCGAGGAUCGCGGACAUUGGAUUCUCGAACUCUUGCAGCGAGAAUCCAAUGUCCGAACAGGACGACGUGUACAGCUUCGGCAUUGUGGUGCUGGAGAUAUUGAGUGGGAGGAAGGCUUAUGAUACGGAGUGUAAUCCUCCUGGUAUUGUGGAGUGGGCUUUGCCUUUGAUUAGAUCGGGGAAGUCGGCCGCCAUUAUAGACAGGAACGUAGCUCUGCCGAAGAAUGUGGAGCCUCUGCUCAAACUUGCAGAUGUUGCUGAGGUUGCUCUCAGGGAGAAUCCAAGUGAACGGGCUGACAUGUCCUGUCUAUCAAAUUUGUUGGAUGAAAUUGUGAGAUUUGAGGUUGAUAUUUUGAGAACGUGAUUUCUUGCACUAGAGCAUUGAAUUCAGUACAUUCUUUCUGUGAGCCCUAUCCAUGUAAUACUGUUCUUAUAUUCUGUUUUGUACACAAAACCAUAUCCUCCUGGUGGCUCCAGUUUCAUAAUAAGUUAAUAACAUUAGCCUGAUACAGAAAUUGGUGUUACGGGGACUUGAGGAUGGUAUAUUGGUAUAGUUAAUGAGGCUUGGCAUGUAAAGUAACGAUGUAUUGUGAAACUGUAUCGCAAAGUUGUGAUGUGAAAGUUAGCGGUAUGAUUUUACUUUGUAUAAUUGUAUUGAUCCGCGGUGCAACCAUUUGAUACCGUUAAAAAUUGUCUGUCGAGUACGGAUAGAUUAUUUUUACACUCAAACCGUCGGUACGGUAUGGUUUGCUACUACUAGUGGGCCGCAACUUUAGGGAUUAAUUUCAAUUGGACAUGAAUAGUGAAGCCGAGCUUGUAUGAAUAUGGGCCUAGGUUAGGGACUAGUUUUGGACUUUCAAGUAUUUGUGGGCUGAAUCAAGUGGGGUCUAGGCCCAACUGUGAAUGGGCUAUUUUCGCUAGAUAAGUGCAGAACCCAAUGGAAGGGACAAGUUUUAUGAGUUUGUUUCGAUACGUUUUUGUAUCUGCAACUUGGGCUAAAUGCUAUAUAUGAAUUAUUAUUUAGUUAAAAAUAAUUUAAUUAUCCUGAAAAAAACUAUUUUAAAAAGAAACUUAGGUCAAUAAACCAAAUGCAAAUGACAUAUAAUGUAUGGUAAAAGAAGAAUGUACAUAAUGUUAGAGUUUUGUAGGAUUUUUCAACAAUAUAAUUAAAUCAAAAGGUGGUGGUAAUGACUGCAUAAAACUUCAUUUAUCAGUGACAUCAGGAACAUUUAGAUUUGAUUUAGUUUCAGUUGAACCCAAGUCUUGAAAGCAUGGUCCAUGAUAUCGUACCCGAUAUCGUAUCGGAAAAAGUCAGCGGUAUGAUAUUUUAUGAUAAAACCGUGGUUUAACCUAUGGGUGGCAGUUCGGUUAUUUCAUUUAUAACCGGUAAUCGAUCGGCCGGUUAUUGGUUAACCAAAAUAACCACUCCCCCUACCGAAAAUCGCCUGAAAUAGGCUUCGGUUUCUCGGUUAUCUCGGUGAUCGGUUAACCGAACCAUUUUUAAGACUAAAUACCAUUUUGUCCACCCUCCGAUAACCGACUGAAGUUCGGUUACUUCGGUUAACGAUUAGUGGAUAAUCGGCUAGUUAUCGGUUAACCUGCCGGUUAACCGAUAAGCGGUAACCGAAGUGGCACCCCUAGUUUAACCGUAGUUCAACCAUUAGACCGUUAAAUACCGCCUACCGGUUUAACCUUCGAUACUGGUAUUUCAUUAUUGAACCGCCGGAACGGUACGAUUUCAUGGACCAUGCUUAAAAUUCCACAAGAUAGAGGUUCUGGAGAAGCUGUUCAAUGUUCAUUAUUGUUGUUAGGCUUUUUUUUUUGUUCAUUUCAAGAGGAAGAGAGGGAUGAUGAAGAAAAGAAAAGGAGAGGUUGGGGGAGAGAGAGAAGAAAGAAUCCACGACCAUGUGGUUCCAAGCACUUGCAGACAAAAAUGAAAAAGAGAAGAGACUAGAGAGCAGAGAAGGGAAAGCGUUUUGCUUUGCUUUGCCCUUCCUCCCCGAGCCCUCACCACCCCAUCAGAAAGAAAGAUGGGGAAAUUGCAUUCACUCAUUCACAUUCUGUCAGAAGAAAGGAAGCUGUUCUUUUUCAUAUUUCCCACCAUUGUAGGUUUAAGGUAAAAGCUAGCUAGGUCGGUAGGGGAAGUGAAUUGCUUUGCCUUCUGGUAGUACAUUUCAUUCAUCUCACUGUUGUGUACUGUUCAUCAUUCCACUGCCUUCUUAUGUUCCUAACCCUAGCUAGCUAACUAACCUUCCCCUUCUUCUUCUUCUUCUUGGCUUUCUUUCCUUUGGUUUGGGUAGUAGCCAAGGAGUAGUAUUUUUGGGUCAUGGUGGAGAGAGAAACAAGGAGAGGAGAGAGAAGGAAUAGGAAGGGCUAUAUCUGAUUAGGUAUAUAAGUUAUAACCCUCUUUCGUAGGAAGCCAUAGAAAGCAUAUGCGAAUAUGAUUUCACUCGUUUUUUGUGGCAAUUCUCAAGGAGCUGUGAGAUAUAUAAACCUUUGAAUUCCCAAACCACUCAAAACUACUACUUCUUGCUACUUUUUUUUUUUUUACCUGGUUUCCAUUUCGUGUCCUCCAUCGAUUUGUCUCGUCUUUUCAUUUCUCCAUCAUUGGUCUUUUUGCUCAUCAAACUCGCGCUCAGCCGCUGGCAUGAGUGCUGCGAUUCCCCUUCAGAUCCCAUGUCGGGAACAUUUGUUGAUCCGGUUUUUUAGGGCGUCCGUCCGUCGGUUGAAUCUGUUUUCAUAAUAACUGCAACGAUCGAGGAGUGUGUGUAGGAAAGGUGGUUAGUGAAUUAACGAAUCAUUUCUCCGACAUUGGUAAGCAUAUAUUCCGAGAUGGAUGCAUGCCUGGCUCCCUGUAUGCCAUUUGCGGAGAGAGCUCCACCGGACGAAUCGAUGGCCUCCGUGGAUGGCGUAUGAGGAGCCAUGCAUAUCAUAUAUCAUCAUCCUUCAUCACUUCACUUCAUCCACCACCACAAUACUCCUUCGCUCUAUAAAUGAAUUAGUUCACUUUCUGUUUUUUCUUUUCGGAACCGAAAAAAGGUUUCUAUUUUGGUAUUUGUCUCAACAUCCUAUGUAUAUGUUUUUUUUAAUGUGGUCGGAAUUAAGUCCUAGCUAGUUCAUUGUCGAGAUUUUUGUUUUCCUAUAAUUAAUAUAAUAAAUAAAUAUAUUAAAGACACAAGUAUGCCGGAAGUAAUUAUACUGUUCCUCACGAAAAUUUCUCCCCAAAUACUGUUCAUUAGUGAUAUAAUUAAGUGUGGCCGAAUCCACCACAAAUUCCAGUCCUCUUUUCCUUCUUCUUGGGUCAAUUUGUUAUCACUCAUUAUAAAUAAAUAAAUAUAUUAAAGGCACAAGUAUGCCGGAAGUAAUUAUACUGUUCCUCACGAAAAUUUCUCCCCAAAUACUGUUCAUUAGUGAUAUAAUUAAGUGUGGCCGAAUCCACCACAAAUUCCAGUCCUCUUUUCCUUCUUCUUGGGUCAAUUUGUUAUCACUCAUUAUUUCCGUCCCUUUCUUCUUUUUAAACAACCAUUAAUUAAAUAAUUAAAAGCGUAAGCAACCUAUUAAUUAUUUUCACUGUUCCUUACGAUGUUACGUUUUAGCAUGUUUAAUUUUAGUAACUCUAAUUCCGGGUUACUGUUCACAUGUUGCAUGAUGUACUUGAAUCCGCUGUGAUAGCGCCCACGGUAGCAAUUUUUAGGAACCAGAAUUCUAAUAUGUUUGUCCCUUAUUAUUACCAUCCCAUCAUUAACUUUCAACGCUUUUCUAAAGCUUUUCAUUACUAAGUUACAAUGCUUUAUAUAUACGUAAUAUAGUUUAGCAUAUUAC
Molecule: messenger RNA, 10550 nt
Organism: Linum trigynum
Lineage: Eukaryota; Viridiplantae; Streptophyta; Magnoliopsida; Malpighiales; Linaceae
Source: the annotation of a GenBank genome assembly